CCGCCGAUCAUUUCUCCGCGCACCUGGAAAAACGCUUAAAACGCUUUUACACGCUCGCUUGCCUGUCCGCUCGGUUUGCUUCGCGCAAUUCUCCCCGGUUUUUCUUGAGGCGCACAAGAACAAUAAAGAGGAGGACGGACGCGCGAACAAAGGAGGAGUACAGGAUACAGUCGGAGCCAGUUUAGUACUCCGAGAAAGGCAAAAAAAAAAAACACAGAGAGAGAGAGAGAGGAUCAGGAGGACGGCGGCGCGAGCGUGUGCAGCCAGAGAGGCCGGCCGGCGCCCGAUCGACAAGCGCGACGCGUACGGCGCCGCCACCGGCCGGCCGGCCAUGAGCCGUGGCCGCGCCCGGCUUCAGCCACCACCACCUGGUACCAGAACCACCACCCUCGCCGCCGUGCUGGUCCUUGUCCUCCUGGCCGUCGUAGCGCUGCCACUGCGGUGCGAUGCGGCGUCGGCGGGAGGAGAGGAGGAGGAGGAGCAGCAGCCGCUAGACUACAGGGAGGCGCUGGAGAAGAGCCUGCUCUACUUCGAGGCGCAGCGGUCGGGGCGGCUGCCGUACAGCCAGCGGGUGACGUGGCGCGGCCACUCGGGCCUCACCGACGGCCUCCAGCAAGGCGUGGACCUCGUCGGCGGGUACUACGACGCCGGCGACCACGUCAAGUUCGGCCUCCCCAUGGCCUUCACCGUCACCAUGCUCUCCUGGGGCGCCAUCGACUUCGCCGCCGACAUCGCCGCCGCCGGCGAGUGGCGCCACGCCCUCGAGGCCAUCAAGUGGGGCACCGACUACUUCGUCAAGGCCCACACCCACCCCUUCGUCUACUGGGCCGAGGUGGGCGACGGCGACACGGACCACUACUGCUGGCAGCGGCCGGAGGACAUGACGACGUCGAGGCAGGCCUACCGCGUGGACAGGGACAACCCGGGGUCGGACCUCGCCGGCGAGACGGCGGCGGCGCUCGCGGCGGCGUCCAUCGUGUUCCGCCGCUCCGACCCGCACUACUCCCACCUCCUCCUCCACCACGCCCAGCAGCUGUUCGAGUUCGGGGACACCUACAGGGGCAGCUACGACAGCAGCAUCGAGGAGGUCCGGAGCUACUACGCGUCGGUCAGCGGCUACCACGACGAGCUCCUGUGGGCGGCGCUCUGGCUCCACCGCGCCACGGGCAAGGAGGAGUACCUCCGCUACGCCGUCGACAACGCCGACUCCUUCGGCGGCGUCGGCUGGGCCAUCACCGAGUUCAGCUGGGACGUCAAGUACGCCGGCCUCCAGGUCCUCGCCGCCAAGCUGCUGCUGGACGGCGACCCGCAGGCGGCGGCGCACCGCGGCGUGCUGGAGAAGUACAGGGAGAAGGCGGAGCACUACCUGUGCGCGUGCCUCGGCCGCAACAUCAACGGCGCCGACAACGUCGACCGGAGCCCCGGCGGGAUGCUCUACGUCCGCCAAUGGAACAACCUCCAGUACGCCUCCAGCGCCGCCUUCCUCCUCACCGCCUACUCCCACUACCUCUCCUCCUCCUCCGCCUCCGCCUCCGCGGCCCUCCGCUGCCCCGGCGGCGCGGCGGCGGCGGCGGAGAUGGUGUCGCUGGCGAGGUCGCAGGCGGACUACAUCCUGGGGCGGAACCCGCUGCGGCUGAGCUACAUGGUGGGGUACGGCCGCCGGUACCCCGCCCGGGUGCACCACCGCGGCGCCUCCAUCGUGUCCCACAAGGAGGACGGCCGCUUCAUCGGGUGCGUGCAGGGGUUCGACGACUGGUUCGGCCGCGGCCGCGCCAACCCCAACGUGCUCGCCGGCGCCAUCGUCGGCGGGCCCAGCCGCCGCGACGAGUUCCGCGACGACCGCGCCAACUACAUGCAGACCGAGGCCUGCACCUACAACACCGCCCCCAUGGUCGCCGUCUUCGCCAGGCUACACCGCCUCACCACCGCCAUCACCACGGCGGCCGCGGCGGAGGAUCCCGACGGCGGCUCGCCGGAUCGGAGGAGUGUAGAUAGAAGGUAGUGGUGGUGGUGGUGGUUUUAAUUUGGGCGGGAAAAAUUCUUUUUUCUUUUCUCGUAUACUUUGCCUUCUUUUCUGCUUAAAAACUUCACUAAAUUUUUUUGAAGUGUUAAUAUGAGAGAGAGAGAGGUAAAGAGAGGGGAUUUGAUUAUUAUUAUUAUUAUUAGUGAAAAAGAAACAAGAAAAAGAUAGUGGAUGGGUGUUAUAAUUAAGGAGGAGAUGAAGGUGAAAAUUAGUUACUUGUAUUUUUGAGGUUAGGUCUAAGAAGUCAGAACUGAACAAAAGAAAAAUUAAAAGGGCUGUAAUAUUUACUGGAGUUCUGGUAUAUAUUAUAUAGACCAUUACAUGUUGCCUGAUUGUACA
Oryza sativa Japonica Group (Japanese rice) is the source of this 2362-nucleotide messenger RNA. Lineage: Eukaryota; Viridiplantae; Streptophyta; Magnoliopsida; Poales; Poaceae. The record is from RefSeq and is a predicted model, not a curated record.